GUUGCCAAUACUUAUAUAGACAUAAUUAUUAUUUCCUAUUCGUUUUGUAUUCAUUUGAAUUGCAUUGCAUCAUAAUUAGAAUUGUUUUUGAUUGAUCAAUAAGGUACUAUUAUUCAAGCUACUAACUUCUGGCAAACUUAUGAGGUUGAAGAAUAUAGGUGUAACUUAUUCUAGUGAAUCUAGUGUAUACUAAGUGAACAUGGGAGACAUGGAAGUAGAAUGUUCUACUGCGCAAAUCGACGUGAUUUUCGAGGCCCAUGAGAAUGCUCCAUUUGGGAUCGAAACAGCGGAUGAGGCUCCUGUGCUGCUCUCACCGGUGCAAAUACAGCAAGAAUACUUUGAGAAUCUGCCUGAUUGUGACUGGGUCAAAUAUGAACGGCACAACAGAAACUAUUUACUCCAAAACAUGGCAUUUGCAUUAUUUGGUAGUCCGAGCUCGGAAGGCGAGCUUAGCGAAGUGAGAAAUGAAGGUGAUCUCCAUCUUGAGGGCUACACAACCCGACAAAAGGAACAGGUGAUGAGAGUCUAUGAGAAGGUGUGUGAACAAAGCAAAUACACUGAAAAUGAUGAAGAUGUGAUGAUAUCAGUGCUCCUAGUAGUGUGUGCCAGACCAAAACCAUUGAAGUUCUACCAGAUUACACCAAGAAACCACUGGUUAGAUCUGCAUCAGCGGACUGACAGCGAGAUAUGGUGCACAGCCGUGUUUCGAGUUAGGAAAUGUAUACCACAAACUGUUGGGGCGAAGUCCUGUAAAGUAUUUAUUGAUGAAGACGCCCGAGUAUACCAAGACUGGGAAUCUUACUUACUCAACAACACACAACCCAAAUGUGUACUUAUAGUGCCUGAAAAUGGAGAAUAUGAUGGGACCAUUAUUGAGGGAGGCGACAGAACAUUCGCAGUAAAACUCACAGUAGCACCAUCCCCCACACUGGGCGUCAAAGCGCAAGUUCUCAGUACAGUCGAUACAGCGAGCACAGUAGCUUCGAUCGGCGCAAUAGGCGUGCUCGGAGUGGCCGCGUUCACACCUGUGGCGCCGGUUGUACUGGCCGGGGCUGCAGUGGCAACGGUGUCGACUUGUUUGUACGGGCUUGUGAGAUCGUCGCUGCAUUUACACGAUCGGAGUUCACAUGAACAGACGAUCAGUCCCACGGACGCCGAGGCCCGCGGCAGCUGGCUAAACAUUGCUGCAUCGAGCGUAGGCCUGGCCGCAGGUGCUGCUUCUAACCUGCUGGCGCGCUCGGCUGCCGCGGGAACUAACAUGACUAAGACCGGACAAGCUCUGGCCGUGUCUGUGGAGGUACUUCGUCACGCGAACCUGGUGACUGGCGGCGCGGGCGUCGUCAACAGUCUCGUUCAUAUUAUACUUAAAUACCGUCACGGCGAGCAGCCAACGAAACUGGAGCUGUUCCAGUUCACCGCAGCAACCCUGUUCUUCUGCCACGCCGUCAUAUCCAACAAGACUGCCCAGAGCAUCAUAGAAGACGCCCAGGCUAAGGCCAUCAACGAAUACCGGUCCACACUCAGGAGUAAUCGACACAGGAAAAUCUUUGACAAGCUGAGCGCCGAAUCCCGCCGAGUGGCCGGCACCGUCCAAGGCAACACAGAAGUGAUCCGCGGCAUCCAAAGCAUCGGCGACAAGGACCAGUACUUCGCCUCCGUCCUCAAGAUCAACAAGGACAUCAACACGCACAGGCUCCGCAUAUCCAUGACCGCCGACGGACAGGUCAACCUCAACGCGCAACACAAGUUCAACCCGGCGGACCUUAGCAUGCUCGACCCUAACGGUAGAAGCCAGCUAUUCACCUCCCUAGGCCCUGACACUUUACAAGCCCAAAACGCUCCUACCAAACUAUCUACACCAAUCGCACCAACCAGAGGCUAUCUUGACACACAAGAAGAAGAAAACAACUUAUUAGUUGGUAUACAUCCAGGCGAAGUCCUACGCAUCGGCACUUACUUGGUACGAAUCAGCGCUUCAGGCACCCAAAAUAUAGCGAAACUCUUAGAGGAUCUAAGCCAGGAGAUUUACGCGAAUUUUAUGACUGUAGUUUUCAACAUUCUUUCUAAUCUCUUACCCAGUGAUAUAGCAAGGCUCAGACUGUUAAGUCCUGAUGAAGAUUUGGUCAUGCAAAUCGUAAAUUUCGUCUUCAACUAUAUGAAACAUAAGAGGCCUUUGGGUGAGCCGUGUGCGGAAAACGACAACGGCAUCAUUUAUGUUUUGAAAGAGUUCUUCCAAGAAGGCAAGGUGCGGCAGGAUAUUAUUCUCAUGCUGAAGGACCGCCUGAUGACUUGGGUCGAAGAAGAGAUUGACGCUAGAGCACUGAGGUUCCCGAAUAAGAGACAGAUCAUUUGUGACCUCUGUCAAGGUGUUCGGUUUGCGUAAACCGUAGAUGUAGUUGUAGGCACGCCAGGCCCCGUAGCCGAAUGGCAUUUCUCCGACGCCAAACGAAAACGAAACGCCGCGCCAGUUAGUCGGGCUCUGUCGCGCCAAUGUGCAAGAGCGAUAGAGACAGAUAUCUACUAGCGUUUCGUUUCGUGAGCGUUUCGUGAGCGUUUGUGCCAUUCGGCUACGCACCCUGGCCGGAAACAGGCGGGCUGUCGAUCGCAAGGUGCGUUCGUUCAGCCAGCGGCAGCAAUGUGCGGAGACCGUAGGUUUUGCCAAGAGCAGAUGUGAUGCUUUCAUACUUUUUGAUUUGUGAUUAUCCAGUUUAUAAUCAAAGUAGGUAAUUAGUGGUAAUUAGGACUCGCGAUCAAAGUAGGUAGACCGACGAAUCAAAGUAGGUAAUUAAGACGCGCAAGGGACGUCGCCUGGCGCGCCCCAGGCGACGCGUCGCUUGUCGCGCGCCGCGCCGCCUGGGGCGCGUCUUACGUCUUUCCUAUACAAAAUGUACUGAGGAGACGUUUUGUAAACUACAUUCAGGCGGCGUGGCGCUGACGUCCGUUCCGCGUCGGCGGACAUGCGUCUCUUGAGUGUGGACGGUCCCUAAGUGUUUUAUGUUGUCCAUCGCUGUCGAUAAUACAUCUGUCAUACUCUUACUAAAUUUAAUCUACUAAUGUUAAUAUGUAAAUAUCGGUAAUUGGCAUAAAUGCUGCAGAAGAACUACCUACUCAUUUACACGUAGUUGGAAUCAAGCACAACGUUCGACUAAGUUAAUUCUGCACCUUUGUAGCGAUAAAGUGUGAGAAUGCCCUUGCAAACAUCGCAUUUUUAUAGGAAUUUUACUUUUACGGUGAUACGAGUAUGUAACCCUCAACAAAUCGCCAAUACCUUGUUAGUGCGUUUUCACAUUAUCCGGUCCGAUAUCGGAAGUAGGAAGGAUUU
Messenger RNA from Leguminivora glycinivorella, 3322 nucleotides. RefSeq lists its product as uncharacterized. The coding region runs from base 200 to 2383 and encodes 727 amino acids. The transcript has 9 exons. NCBI's taxonomy places the organism in Eukaryota, Metazoa, Arthropoda, Insecta, Lepidoptera, Tortricidae. The record is from RefSeq and is a predicted model, not a curated record.